Messenger RNA from Episyrphus balteatus (marmalade hoverfly), 3999 nucleotides. RefSeq lists its product as uncharacterized. Lineage: Eukaryota; Metazoa; Arthropoda; Insecta; Diptera; Syrphidae. Bases 1 to 3999 code for a protein of 1332 amino acids. The transcript has 2 exons. The record is from RefSeq and is a predicted model, not a curated record.
AUGAACAUAGUUAAAGUGAGAUGUGGCCAUGCCAAGGCGGGAAUAACUAGGGCAUUAUCAUUCGCAUUGACAAUCGAUGAUUCCACAUCAAUCGAUUUGUUGGAAAUUCAUAUGACUCGGCUUACGGACGCCUGGUCUAAUUUCACAACUCACCAGGAUAGCUUGUAUGAAUUUUGCGAUGACGAAGCGUUUGUAGAUCCAGAGGAAGAGUUUGCCGAGUACGAAGAUAAGUACUGUCAGGCUUAUGCUUUAAUACAAAAUUCAAUUCGCAAUCUCUCAAAGUCUAGUUCUAUAACAGAUCAAUCGUUAGGUGAUACAUUAGCGUCUCAGCAAGCUUCAAUUCUAAAAAAAUUAGAUGCAAAUCAAGUUAACCCCAAAACUGUCAAAUUGCCAGAGUGUAAAAUUCCUACAUUUUAUGGUGAUUACAAAGACUGGCCUGGUUUCAGGGAUCUUUUUACUGGAACAAUUGAUCGUAACACUUCGAUUACUGCAACUCAAAAGUUUCAGUAUCUAAAAUCUUUUUUGGGUGGAGAUGCAGCAAACCUAAUUAAACAUAUUUCAUGUUCCGAGAAUAAUUAUUUAGAAGCGUGGGAUAAACUUGAGGCGCGGUUCGACAAGAAACAUUUAAUUAUUCAAUCGUUCAUACAAUCGUUUAUUUCGUUGCAAUCGUGUAGUUCUAACAACGUGCAGUCUCUUCGAAAACUGACAGAUGGGGCUGACGAGACCAUACGAGGUUUAAAGGCACUUGGUUCUGAGUCGAGAGAUCCUUGGCUUAUUUUUAUUUUGCUACAAAAAGUAGACCACGAAACAAAACAGGCAUGGGCAGAAGAAAUCGGUUCAAACGAUGAAUGUACUAUUAGCAAAUUUCUUGAAUUUUUGGAAAACCGCUGUAGCUGCCUUGAAUCAUGCUAUACGUUACCUGUAACUCGUUCUUCUAAAACAACCAACAAGGCUCAAAGUAGUGUUCGGACACACUUGGUGGAAACCAAAAUAGGGUGUCCCAAAUGUCAAGAAGACCAUCUUCUUCCUUCUUGUAAGGCAUUUAUGGGCUUAUCGGUGGAUGCACGCCGUAAAUUCGUUAAGGAAAAGUCUUUAUGCUUUAACUGUCUUCGAUCAGGUCAUCCUUCCAACAAAUGUCAUUCUAACUUUCGAUGUAAGAUGUGCUCUACUCGUCAUCACACUCUAGUACAUCCUAUACAAAACGCAAACACGUCACAUUCAAAUACAAGUUCUAAUCAGGAUGAAAAGCAAUCUCCUCCUUCUUCGUCACCACGACAGGAUACUAUUGAUCCCAUUGUAAUUAACCAUUCUCUUGAAGCCAAUCAUCAUACAAGUACUAUUCUUCCUACUGCUGUGGUUAGAACUCGUGAUAAGCAAGGAGUUUAUCAAAAUAUUCGUGUACUACUUGAUACAGGAUCCCAAGUUUCCUUCGUGACUGAACAAUGUGUUCAACGACUAGGGCUCUCUCGGAAACGAAUACGUAUUCCUAUUUUGGGAGUCGCAUCUACUUCGGCAGGUGUUACUAACGGUCUGGUAAACCUGACUAUACAUUCCACACAUGAUUCAAAUAAUAUUGACAUCGAUUGUUACGUCAUUACAAAGUUGACAUCGUUGCUUCCAUCAACUGAAAUAACAAAUAUCGAUUUCACUAAAAUAUUUUCCAUGAACCUAGCAGAUCCAGCCUUCAAUAUUCCUGGCCCAAUAGACAUUUUGAUUGGAUCAGAUAAAGUGUUUAGCAUUAUUAACGGACCAUCUGAAGCAAUAGUUACAGGGGGUCCUAAAUCAAUUCCGACUAUAUUCGGCUGGGUGAUAGCUGGAAGCUAUCAGCAGCAAGAUUCACGAGAUAAGGCAGUAAGGUCAUUUUGCACUCGAUUAGACUACUCGCAACAUGUCGAUUUGGAACGCUUUUUUCGACUAGAAGAGGUUAAUUAUGAACCAUUUCUAUCGGUUGAAGAGCAACAAGCUGAAGAGCAUUUUGCUUCAACACACAGACGUCAUGAAGAUGGAAAAUACAUGGUUGAGUUACCAUUUAAAAAUAAUGUUAUUCUUAAUGAAGAAGGUUCACUUCGGUUGGCAUUAAAUCGACUAUUUUCUAUCGAACGCAGAUUCUUAUCUGAUCCAAAUCUGAAAACAUCGUAUUCAAAAUUUAUAGAAGAAUAUAUAUCGCUUGGUCAUAUGGAAGAAAUUCCACCAAAUGAACUACAAAAAUCAACGCCACAUUAUUAUUUGCCACAUCACCCAGUUAUAAAAGAAGAUAGCACCACAACCAAGGUGCGCGUGGUGUUUGAUGGUUCUGCUAAACUGAAUCACAGCGGCACCUCGUCUUUGAAUGAAUCACUUCUCGUUGGCCCCACAAUUCAGCGGGACAUAUUUUCUAUCUGCCUAAGAUCUCGUCGUCAUUCAUAUACAAUUACAGGGGACAUCGAAAAGAUGUACCGCCAAAUCUGGAUUUCCCCUAAGCACACAAAUUUUCAGCGGAUUAUUUGGCGUGACAAUCCUGAAGACCCUAUUAAACAUUUUAAGCUUUUGACGGUAACGUAUGGUACUUCAGCUGCUCCUUUUUUGGCAGUACGAACUCUCAAACAACUCGCAUUAGACGUCGCUGAAAGUAACCCACGCGUUAGUUCGAUUAUUUUAAACGAUUUUUACGUUGAUGAUAUAAUAACCGGUGCUGACUGUGUUGACGAAUUGAUUUCUCUUCAAAAAGAACUGGUAGAUGUGCUCCAUAGCGCCGGUUUCAACCUUCGCAAAUGGACCACAAACUGCUGGCCUCUUCUACUAUCACUACCAGAAGAUCAACGACAGAUGUCGCCAAUUGAAUUCGAAGAUUCUAAUAUGGUUAAGGUGCUUGGGUUGCAGUGGUGUCCAUCAAAGGAUUCUUUCACGUACAAGGUCAAAUUUCCUAACAAACUAAACUGUACAAAACGCGGAAUACUUUCAGAUGCUUCAAGAAUUUUUGACCCACUUGGAUUUGUUGCACCGGUUAUAAUCGCAAUCAAGAUAUUCUUUCAAGACCUUUGGCGAGAAAAGUUGGGCUGGGACGACCAGGUUCCGGAGGAAAUGGCACUUCGUUGGACUACCAUUCGAGAUCAGCUUCAUCUCAUCGAGUCUAUUUCUGUCCCUAGAAUCAUAUGGACCAACAAAGUAAAUUGUGAACUACAUGCCUUUUGCGAUGCUUCUUUGGAUGCCUAUGGAGCUGUAGUGUAUUGCCGUAGUAUAAGCCUAAGUGGAGGUAUUUCUGUGUCUUUGGUGGCCGCCAAGACCAGGGUCGCACCCAUUAAAAUUCUUUCUCUUCCUAGGCUCGAGCUAUGUGGAGCUUUGCUACUAACACACCUAAUUAAUAAAAUAAAACUAUCUUUACAGGCUGAUGAUCUAAGAGUAUUUGCGUGGACAGAUUCCGCAAUCGUUUUGCAUUGGUUAUCUGCAACCCCCAAAAAAUGGUCUGUUUUCAUAGGCAAUCGAACAUCAGAAAUUUUAUCGUCAAUUCCUCGAAAAGCAUGGAAUCAUGUAAGGUCUGAAUGUAAUCCAGCUGACGUUGCAUCCCGUGGAAUCUCACCACAAACCUUAACGUCUUUUAGCAUGUGGUGGAAUGGUCCAGCUUGGCUCAGCAAAGAAUCUAGUGAAUGGCCACUAUCACAGUAUGGUAUACAAGAUAUAUGUGCAGAUCAAUUAGAGGAACGUAAAUCAAAUAAUGUUCAGACAUUGAUGCAAGGGUUUUGGAAGCGGUGGCACCACGAAUAUCUGACGUCUCUACAAAAUCGACCCAAGUGGAAGAAGUUCCAACCCAACUUACAAAUAGAUGACAUAAUUUUGCUCAAGGAACCUAAUUUGCCUCCGUCUAAAUGGAUUCUUGGCCGCAUAAUCAACACACAUCCUGGUGAAGACGAUAGAUGCAGAGUUGUAACCGUGCGAACACAAUUUGGAAAUUAUACACGCCCAAUAGUAAAAAUAGCUCCUUUGCCAAAAACUGAAAGACCGGAGUCUUCCAGGGGGGGCUGA